Messenger RNA from Pisolithus orientalis, 291 nucleotides. RefSeq lists its product as uncharacterized. Bases 1 to 291 code for a protein of 96 amino acids. The record is from RefSeq and is a predicted model, not a curated record. The transcript is spliced from 2 exons. NCBI's taxonomy places the organism in Eukaryota, Fungi, Basidiomycota, Agaricomycetes, Boletales, Pisolithaceae.
AUGCAUCCCGGUAGGAUCGUCCUCAACAGCCAACCAAGAAGACAGACGAGCGCAGAGAAGGAAGCUAACAAUGAACGCACCCAGGAAGCCCUUGCCAAAAAGGUUGCAGUGCUGAAGAGAGGUUAUCAAUGGAUCAGCAAAAUCAAGGAUGAAAUGGAGGUCAACCAAAGUGGUGUCACUGCCAGCGCUAAGCCCAUCAAGCCAUGUCCUCAUCCUCAUCCUCGUCCUCAUGCUGUUGGCAGGCAAAGAAAUGAGAGUGAUGAUGGGACGAAUGAGCCACUUACCCCCUAG